Molecule: messenger RNA, 537 nt
Organism: Closterium sp. Yama58-4
Lineage: Eukaryota; Viridiplantae; Streptophyta; Zygnematophyceae; Desmidiales; Closteriaceae
Source: the annotation of a GenBank genome assembly
AUGUUAUCCGCGAUCAUAACAGAUGCGAAUAGCAUGAAUUUGUGUGUCCAUCGGGCUCCCCAUCGCACAGGGUUUAUCUCCGCGUCGCUCUUCGGCGGCGGUGAUUCGCCAUGGUACAGGAGCCUGGACAAGCCCUGGUGGACCCCACCGGGGUGGGUGUUCCCAGUGGUGUGGAUCAACCUCUACAUCAUGAUGGGCGUCGCAUCAUGGCUCGUGUGGAUGCAAGGAGGAUUCUCCGCGCAAGCUCUCCCUCUGGGCAUCUACGUGUUUCAGCUGCUGCUCAACUUCUUCUGGACGCCGCUCUUCUUUGGCAUGCACAAGAUUGACUGGGCGUUGGCGGAGAUAGUGCUGCUGUGGCUGUCAGUCUUCACCACCAUCGUGCUCUUCUGGCCCGUUAGCAAGCUCGCUUCCAUCCUCCUCUGGCCCUACAUCGUCUGGGCGUCCAUCGCCACGAGUCUCAACUGGUACAUCUUUCUGCACAACGCUCCCACGCCCGGUGCUGAUGGCCUUGCCCAGCCGCUCCGCUCCUCCGACUGA